GUCUUCUCGACUUUAUCUUGAGAUUCCUGCUGCGCUCCCACAUCUAGCUUGCUAGUCCAUGAUGAGAGUGGAGACUACGAAAGUCAUAAAAUGGUAGCGGUCUACGUCAAAAUGACAUCGGUUCAAGAGGAAUCAGUUUCAGUCCACAUCAUGAUUCGAGCAUUUCUGUACCUCAGCUGGGACGUUAAUGAAACCUAACCUUCAUUAAUCCAUAAUUUAUGCACAAUGGACGUACUUGAGAACGACACCAACGCCACCUUUUCGGACAUUUACAUGAAUGCCAAUGAGGACGAAGCCUUCUUUGAGUUCAUCGCCUACGGUGUGCUCUUGAACCUCAUCGGUCUUAUGGGCAUUAUAGGGAACGUUAUCUCCAUGAUAAUUCUGUCCCGUCCUCAGAUGAGGUCAUCAAUAAACUACCUCCUGAUUGGUCUCGCUCGCUGUGACACGGUUCUCAUCGUGACAUCCAUAUUACUAUUCGGCCUUCCGGCUAUUUAUCAAUAUACAAAGACUGAUCUUCUUUUUGCUUAUCAAUAUAAGAUAUUCGCUUUUCUCUGCCUAGUAGUAUUUCCAGUAGCACUAAUCGCUCAAACUGUUUCUGUUUAUUUGACCUUGACUGUCACCUUGGAACGGUUCGUGGCGGUCUGUCAUCCACUCCAAGCACGAUCCUUGUGCACCUACGGAAGAGCGAGGCUCUACGUCAUACUUAUCAUCAUAUUCUCAACUAUAUACAACCUUUCUCGAUUCUGGGAGAUUAAGAUAAGAGAGGAGUACAACGAGGAGACCAACUCUACAGUUUAUAUGCCAGUUACCUCUGAUUUGAGACAAAACAAGAUCUACAUCUCCUUGUAUAUCCACUGGUUGUACAUGAUUUUCAUUUACUUUCUUCCGUUCAGCUGUUUAGCAGUUCUCAAUGGUGCUAUUUACAGACAGGUGCGGCGAGCUAACCAAGAACGCCAGAGGCUAUCCAGGCUCCAGAAGAAAGAGAUCGGCCUCGCAACGAUGUUGCUGUGUGUUGUAGUGGUCUUCGUGUUGUGCAACAUCCUCCCUCUGGUCACGAACGUGUUGGAGUGUUUCUACGACAUCAUCAUCGAUCAACUAGUAAAGACGAGUAACCUCCUCGUGACCAUAAACUCCUCAGUGAAUUUUGUGAUUUAUGUGAUAUUCGGCGAGAAGUUCAAGCGACUGUUUCUCAAGAUGUUCUGUUCGCACGGGAUGUGGUCGUGUGCAGGCGCACUAGGAGGUAGGGACUCUCCGGACGGUGCCACUCACGAGGAUAGUCUGAUAUCUAACGGUGACGGCAGGAACUAUUCUGUGCGUGGUGUCCACUUGUGUCAGUUACAUCGGUCGGGCACCACUAUAGUCCGUAACGGUCGACUCGGUACCACCAAGAACUACCACCGCAGCAUGCGUGUCUCCCGCACUCUCUCCCCUGGACCCUGCGUGUACUAUCCGGCCCGCUCGGCACCGGAGACCUGGGACGAGACCACUACCACCACCACUCUCAACCAGCUGUAACUCUCUACGCGUUGGGGAAAAGCUACUAGCACUUCAUAUGUACAUGUAUAUCCUAGAUGUAUCUAUGUCUGUUGUAAGAUAUUUUAAUGAAGAGUAUGUAAUCUAGUCACCGUUUAUGUUUUUUAAGUUGCCAAAUAUUUUAUUAUUUAAUCCAAUUUUAUGACAUUUUAGAAUAGAAUCACAUACACACACACCCCUUUAUUUUUUUUAAACACAAAGCUGGAAAAUUGUAGUUUAGAACUGCUCCUCUCAAAUAUCCUUCUUAAAGCUCUUGAGUAGUAUGUUAUCAUUCAAAAACAAGCUAAACUGUAUAUGUAUAUAAGUCGUGUAAGUACUUAUCAAGAAAACUCUACUGUCUCAAGAAAAGUUACAGGAAAUUAUAUUGCUGACAUAUGGUGUAAAUAGCAGGAUAUGAAACAGAGUAAAUAAAAAUAAACUAUUUACCAAUGCUUUAUCAAACUGUCUCUCAGUUCUGAUAUUACUAUUGCUCGUUUGAUAACUCAUUUUAUUUAUAUUGGAUUUAAUAAUUUUCCAAAUUUUAUAGCGAGAUACACACGUCACAAAAGUAUGAACAUUUGUUCUAUUUUGUCUCUUGUCCAUUAUACUUUGUUGAGAGAAAUACUUUUUAGAGUAAUAUAUAACAUAUUUCCUUGUAAUAUAUGAAUAUAUUAAAUAAUUUAUUUUCAAAUAUUAUAUAUUACUGCUAAUUAAAUAUUUAGCAAAACGGGUAUUACAAUUCCCAAUUGGCUAACAGUAGUCCAGUUGCAGAUUUUAAGUGUAAAUUUGUGUAAAAUUAAGACUUAAUAAUGUUUUAAAAAACAAGUUAUAAAUUAAAUAUUUGUUCUAUCAAAACGAAUUAAAGAAGUAAGUAUAAAAAGAAAACGUACGGUUACGAUAAAUUACAGAUCAAGUCAAGGGAAACCUUGUAACUAUAUGAAUAUUCAUGCUUAUGAAUGACCUCCUUUAAAUCUAUGUCUCUCAUCUUUAAAUUAAUUUAUAUGCCUACGAUUAAUUGUAUUACAUUAUUUUGGACAGUAAAUUAUUAGCUAAUAAGGAUACAUUUUUCUUCAUCGGUUUUGUGUAUCUCUAAUUUAUUUUGCCUAUUCAUUUACAAGAAACUGUAAUAAAAAGUGUGACUUACAUGCAAUUUUAAAAAUUUACUUUGGAACAAUAACACAUAUACACUAAUAUAAUAUCAGGAAAAGUGCUGAUUAUAAGAAUUUAUUUCUCUAAAUACUAUAGCAGACAUUUUAUAUUUUGGUUUUAUCUAAUCCCUCUUUCUUUAUGUACCUUCACUAGAAUCGUCCUUUAAAACUAUGCGUAAAUUAUUUGGAUACAAAAAUUACAUUAUGUAUUAUGUCAUUAGUUAUACUCGUAUUACCAAAAGAUUUACCUAUAGUAGUUUACAUAGUAAAUGAAUGAUUAUAUAGUUGAAUAAAAAAUCUAAGCUAUAAACUCAAUAAUUAUAAAACAGGUGCACCUACAAGAUUACAGUUACUUUGUUGAUAGUUAUAUUUGUUUUUACCGUAUGUAAUGAUUGCUUAGAUUAAACAAGAUAAGGUGUGCUGCAGAUAUUUAUGGUUGGCGGUAAAUGUCUAACCAUUCAGGGACGAAAUAUGAAUAUAUGGUUUUAUAUCUGACCAUCUCAAGUUCGCCCUUUCAAAGCUACAGGGUAUGUGAUAACCUAGAGAACCAAACUGUAGUUGUGUACAUUCUACAUAUUUUUAUACGUACUUAUCAGAAAUCGCAUUACUUAAAUAUGUCUAUAUGUGUGUACCUUUUAAACUAUAUUACAGCUAUACUGUGUUUUACGGCGGUUUGUUGAAGAAUUUUAAUUCUUAGUGAUGAUUAUUUUGUAAUGUUUACAAAUGUAUUAUAAAAUGAUAGAAAAAGUGAUUAUGAUUGUCAAAAUCAUACAGACAUUACUUAACUGAACUGUGCUUUAAAUUUUCUUUUGAUAAUAUCCGAGCGUAAACAUACAAAAACAUGUGUUCAGUUAUAACUUGUACUCAAAAUAUAGUAAAAAGUUGUAUUAAAAUAGUUCAUUGCAACUUGUAAACAUUUUUAUUUAAAUUUUAACUAAAAUGCUGAAUGCAUUUUAACGAGUAGGAACUAAUGAUCGAAUAAGAACUAAAACUACAUUUAAAUAAAUAAACUUUUUAUAGCAUUAUUGCACGACCGCUUGUAUUAUUUUUUCCUUAAUUAUUUUGUUUUUCUAAAUUCAAUAAAUGAACAACAUUAAAAUGUAUAUAAGAACAUUGUGCCUAAAAAUAAGGCGUUAGAUAAGUUUUAUGAAAAUCAAUAAACAUACUUUAUAAAUAUUACUAUUAAAAGUAUGUUUCAUCAAGCGUGCUGUGAUAUCGAUUAAAUAAAAUUGUAAGCAAAGUUAUUACCGCUGUUAAAUUAUUAGUACUUAUAAAGGGUACUAUUGAGUUAAUGAGCUGAAAUGGAACUUUUACCUACGAAUACUUAAAAGUAUUUGUUUAUACACUGAUUUUAAAGUUGUUUUAUAAACAUUACUAUGAUAGAUUUGUACUUGUUCAUAGGCACAACAUAUCGAUUUUAUUUAAAAUUAGGCUUGGUUUAAACACAAUCUCCUAAUUGCCAAUAUAUUUUAAGCUGAUUCUUUAAACGUAAAAGGUGUGUUAUAAGUAAUAUUAUAUGAAUAAAACGAAUUGUAUUUAA
Molecule: messenger RNA, 4200 nt
Organism: Homalodisca vitripennis (glassy-winged sharpshooter)
Lineage: Eukaryota; Metazoa; Arthropoda; Insecta; Hemiptera; Cicadellidae
Product: FMRFamide receptor
Biological process (GO): G protein-coupled receptor signaling pathway
Cellular component (GO): membrane
Molecular function (GO): G protein-coupled receptor activity
Source: RefSeq, a predicted model, not a curated record